CCACAAGCUGCUGAAGACACGCUGUCGACACCUGGGUAAAGUUCACCUGCACUGCUGACAACAUGGAGGUUAAAGAGGUAGAGAGGUGUUGCUGUGUUGUCAACGUGUUUGAGACUUUUUCGGGUAAGAAAGCCGUGAGCUGCAGCGGAGUAAUCGUCCAUCCUCCAUCAGGAACAAUCAUAUGCAACGGGCUGCCUUUUUCCCGUUUCAUUAAAGACAAAAAGGAGCCCCUGUCCGAAGACCUCAAGUUCCUGUCCCCUCACAGCUUCAGUGACAAACUCAAAAUCAGAGUCAGCCUUUCUGCAGGACGGGAUUUGGACACCGGCCACCCUGCACACGGAGACGCCUUGUCACCCUCCAGAAGCCGAACAACACAACACAGGGAGGCCGCGGCCGAGUUGCUGAUGCUGGUGAACUGCCUGGAGUUCAAACAGGCUUUCCAGGCAGUUUUCCAAGAGGCUGACCGGUGGCGUUUCCAUGGCGACGAAGAGGACGAGAUUCUGAUUAGAGAUGCUCAAUUCCUGAGCUGGUUCGCUGUGCUCAAAGCAAGUGAAGUGGCGGACAGAAGUCAAAGUUUAUGUCGGCUUGUACCCUGGCAGAGUGGCUCUUCUCUCCAGAAAGGAUGCCCCGUUGUCGCGUGUGGCUCGCCUUUCGGCUCCCUCUGCUUGGAUCUCUUCAUCGGCACCCUCAGCCGAGGCAUCGUCAGCAACCUCGCCGGAGAUGACAACGCCGUCAUCCUCACGGACGCCCGGUGUUUGCCCGGCACAGAGGGCGGAGGCGUGUUCGCGGUGAAAGGUGCCGACGACGCGCGCCUGGUCGGACUCAUUGUGUCUCCUUUCGGCUGGAAGGCGAACGAGUGGAUAGGCCUCACCCUGGUCUGCUCCGUUCAGUCGAUCUUCAAGAACAUCGUCUGCUGCACGAGCGUUAAAGGUCCACUUCGAGAUGUGUGGCUCCACGAGGGCGACGCAGGCCUCCGCAUGUCCGCCACUGCCCAGGGGUCAACAGCUUUAAAACACCCCGCUGUGUGCCUCGUGGACAGUGGACAGUUCUGGGGCUCGGGUGUUGUGGUCACAUCUCAGCUGGUUGUAACGUGCCGGCAUGUCGUCAAUGGGAAGUCGACAGUCACCCUGAAGUUUCACCACAGAGAGAGAGUCCUUGAUGUUGUGGGCGAUGUGCUGUUUUCCACCAGAGCGUCGUCACCUUAUGAUUUGGCUUUUGUGCAGAUGAGAGACGCUGUCAAACAUGCUGUGGUCCCCCAAAUGGCACAGAGUUUUAGUCCAGGUGAGUCUGUUGUUGUGGUGGGAUAUGGAGGGUUGGGUCGGAGAAGUGGUCCGUCCCUGACCUGUGGUAUCCUCUCUAAAGCCAUUAUCUUGAAUGACCAGCCUGUCAUGCUUCAGACCACUUGUGCAGUACAAGCAGGGGCCAGCGGGGGCGCUGUGGUGCACAGAUACACAGGAGAGCUGCUGGGUAUUGUGUCCAGCAACACAAAGGACAUGGCUUCCAAAGUGACCUACCCACACCUGAACUUCAUCAUCCCAGUGACUGUGUUCCAGAGAUUGUUACAGCAAUUUCACCACACGAGAGAUGUCAAUGUUUUCAGAGCGCUGGACGAAGCAGAAAAAGAAGUCAGACGGGUGUGGAGGUUACAAGGUGCUCCAAGCAAACUAUGACAGAAGACUCCUUCAUGAGGAGGUUUGCUACAGAAAAAAAGCUGGAUGGUUAAAUCAGCAUGUAUAAUUAUGCAAAAUUACAUUAGAUAAUUAAAUGAAUUCAUGUUUGUAUUUUUAACAAAACUGUUAUUUUGUAAUAUAAAAUUUACUUUGUCAUACCUCACGUUGUUACAGACACAGUAAGUGAAAGAUCUAAGGAAGCAUAUGCAACUAAAGCCAGAAUCAUUAAUGCUUAAUGUUGAUACCCAGAAACAUUCAGUAAACAAUGUGAAAUAUUAAAGGACCUCUUGAUGUUAACAGCAAGUUAAAGUGACUUUGAAACAUGUUUUGAUUAUUUUUAUGAAAUGUAAUAUACAGACAUGCAAUUAAAUGAAUACCAUCGGUUAUUCUGAUGAUAA
Labrus mixtus (cuckoo wrasse) is the source of this 2068-nucleotide messenger RNA. It is a transcript of the gene tysnd1, whose product is annotated as trypsin like peroxisomal matrix peptidase 1. Bases 63 to 1670 code for a protein of 535 amino acids. Gene Ontology annotation, biological process: protein processing; regulation of fatty acid beta-oxidation. The record is from RefSeq and is a predicted model, not a curated record. Gene Ontology annotation, molecular function: serine-type endopeptidase activity. Lineage: Eukaryota; Metazoa; Chordata; Actinopteri; Labriformes; Labridae. Gene Ontology annotation, cellular component: peroxisome. The transcript has 4 exons.